Messenger RNA from Carassius gibelio (silver crucian carp), 3670 nucleotides. Its product is annotated as aminopeptidase RNPEPL1-like. The transcript is spliced from 11 exons. Gene Ontology annotation, biological process: proteolysis. NCBI's taxonomy places the organism in Eukaryota, Metazoa, Chordata, Actinopteri, Cypriniformes, Cyprinidae. The coding region runs from base 429 to 2501 and encodes 690 amino acids. The record is from RefSeq and is a predicted model, not a curated record. Gene Ontology annotation, molecular function: metalloaminopeptidase activity; zinc ion binding.
GGAGUCCCUUAACUAAGCUCGUUUCUUUUCAUCGGGGUUUCGCUAUGCGUUUCUUCUUCUGCCGGUAGUUUUUUACCGAUCUUUCCGUAGGGAUCUCAUGACGGACUGGGACAUCCGCAUCUAUAUUCUGCUUUAGAUGGAGGUCGGAGGACUGAAGUCAGUCGUGUCUGCGGCUCUAAUGGAUUUUACGUAGACUUGUGUUGUGUUUUAAUGACUUUUACUGCCUUCCUGCUCGUUUUAUUAUCAUUACUUUCAUUCGGUUUGCUCCUCCGCGGAGUGUCCAGUCCCUUUAACUCCGGCAACAAUGUAACUAACUGGAUCGCUUGCUCAUCUCUCUUCCGCCGAGCUCCACUCCGAGGACCGCAGCUCGCCACCGCCGCUUAGACGCUCUCGACACCUUAUCGUGUGUUUAAUCGCCGAGCUUCGCGAUGGCCGAGCUGCGGCGGCCGACGCUGUGCUGCUGUCGGAAAGUGCUGUCCGUGGCCGGUAAUAAGUCCUGCGAGGGCGGCCGGAGUCUGGCGCACUGUCGCCUGGUGGACGUCGCGUCGGCGUCCAACUUCCACAGCUUUAAACUCCGACAUUUCCACCUGGACCUCCACCUGAACUUUGCCAUCAAGAGGAUGACGGGAUGGCAGGUUCUGGAGCUCACGCCCGUCCAGCCCGGCGUCCAGUCGCUCAUUCUGGACACGCAUCCUUCAUUAUUAAUUCAUUCCGUGGACUGCAAGGUGCCCGGGGCGUCCGGUACUCCCGACGUGUUUUUGUCGCUCACCUACCGAAUAGAACCGUUCACCGAUUACGGCUCGUCUCUGAACAUCAGCCUCCCGGCCGCGGUGACCCGGCCGCACCGGGCUUUCCGUGUCACCAUCCGCUACACUUCCACAGACGGUCCUGCGAUUUGGUGGCUGGAUGCCGAGCUGACAUGUGGACAAACGCGUCCGUUGGUCUUCACUCAGGGUCACUCAGUCUGCAACCGGUCGUUUUUUCCCUGUUUUGACACCCCAGCCGUCAAAAGCACCUACUCUGCCACUGUCAGGGUACCAGAGGGUGUCACAGUGUUGAUGAGUGCCUCAAGAAGUGCAUACUCUAAACAGGACAGGGUUUUCCAGUUCUCCAUGGAGUACCCUGUCCCAGCCUACUUGGUUGCCCUGGUGGCAGGAGACCUACAUCAUGCAGACAUUGGGCCCAGGAGUCGUGUGUGGGCAGAGCCCUGCAUCCUGACGUGUGCGGUCAGUAAACUGGGCGGCAAUGUGGAGCGCUGGCUUAAUGUGGCAGAGGGGCUUUUUGGGCCGUAUGUAUGGGGAAGGUACGACAUAGUGUUCCUUCCUCCUUCAUUCCCCAUCGUUGCCAUGGAGAAUCCCUGUCUUACUUUCAUCAUUUCCUCCAUACUGGAGAGUCAAGAGUUUCUUCUGAUCGACGUCAUCCAUGAGAUCGCUCACGGCUGGUUUGGCAAUGCGGUCACCAAUGCUACCUGGGAAGAGAUGUGGCUCAGUGAGGGUCUGGCCACUUAUGCUCAGAGGCGCAUUACCACAGAGGCCUAUGGAGAAGCCUUCACUUGUCUUGAGACUGUGUUCCGUCUAGACGCUCUUCACAGACAGAUGCGUCUUCUUGGAGACAACAAUCCUGUCAGUAAGCUGCAGGCCAAAUUUGAGCCAGGUGUAAACCCCAGCAGUCUAAUGAAUCUGUUCACCUAUGAGAAAGGCUUCUGCUUUGUAUCGUACCUCUCGCAGCUGUGCGGCGACAUCCAGAGAUUUGAUAGCUUUCUUAGGGCCUACAUUGAGAAGUUCAGAUUCAGCAGCGUGGUCGCUCAGGAUCUGUUGGACUUUUUCCUUGGCUUCUUCCCUGAGCUGAAGGAGAGCUGCGUUGCUCAACGAGAGGGUCUGGAAUUUGAGCGAUGGCUAAAUGGCUGUGGUCCUCCGUUAUGUGAACCAGAUCUCUCGGCGGGUAGAGCUCUCACGGGCCCUGUUCAGCACCUGUGUGAUCUUUGGGGAGUGGAUGCCCCUGACCCCCAUGUGAUCUCUACAUUUGACCUCUCCUCCUGGAGCACCUUUCAGACCGUGCUCUUCCUGGACCGACUUCUAGACCGCUCACCUCUGCCUCAAGAGGUGAUGAGUCUUUUGUCAAGCUGCUACUCUGCGCUGUUGGACGGCAUGAACGCUGAAGUCCAGAUUCGAUGGCUGCAGAUAGUUGUGCGGAACAGCUUUUAUCCCGAUCUGCCCCGAGUUCGCAGCUUCUUGCAUAAACAUACCUCACGGAUGUACACCGUGCCGCUUUACGAGGAUCUGUGCGGAGGGGUGAUGAAGUGUUUCGCUGUGGAGGUAUUUCAUCAAACUCAGGCCAGUCUGCACCCAAAUCUACGCAGGACACUUCAGCAGAUACUGUUCCAAAGCAACACCAGCACCGCUUCACCUCUAUUCACAUCAGCCCCCUCUGCCCCUUCCUCGCCCACAGACCCCCCUGCCAACGGGACCAUAGCCUUACGAGACGUCAAUGUGUCCGCAUGAGUUCAAAACCUCUGUGGAGACGCAGAAGGAUGGAGGUGAAAAGCCAGAAGGGCAGGAACUGGACAGGAAUUGAAAUCCUUGGCUCAGACUGGACAAUAGCAAUGCAUUGUGGGAGGCCAGCACUGAUGAGUGUACACUCUCACCAACACUGGGAUGUCUGUUUAUAAAGGCAGACACUGAUUUUUAUAAGCUAAACAUAUAAAGCUGCUUAGGGCUGUGGAACAAAGUGGAGGACAAUUGUUUUCAAUGGUUAUUAAUGCCAUAGCCUGUGUGUUUGUGUGUGUGUGUGUGUGUGUGUGUUUGUUUAUUUUUGUGGGUGUUUCGCGUAUGUUCUGCCGGCCUAUGCACAUCAUCUCACGUUGUGUUUCGUUCUCUGAGAAAUCAACUGGAGGACUUAACAAGAUUUCCGACUUUCCUUUUGCUAGCUGCGCAGAGGUGUUCUGAGGAGGACCAAGUGUUUGAAAACUGACGUGAAUGCACACCGUCUGUACUCACUGUGCAAAUCUGAUCAUGGCCUAAUGAAGAUCCUGCAGAACCAAUGCACUCUCAGCCUUCCUGUGAUAAACAGACCGUUUCCUUUUUGAUUGACCUGGACUCUGUGUUUCUCAAGCUUCUCUUUCCUGGUGCUAACCACUCGACAUAAGUCUCAGGUAUAUCAAGACAGAAGACUUGGUGCCAUGUUAGUGCCUUUCAAACCUUUCAACACUCCUGUUCAAAUGAACAGUCUGAAUUUGUUAUUUGAGCCAUUCUAGGGUUAUAUUGGUGACCAUUGUCCUACAUACAUUGUGUUAGAGGUUGCUUUCAGGAAUUGAGAUGCUGUGGUGAUUUCUUUUUUUAUUUUAUAAUAGGCAAAUUUCCCUUAAAUUGGUACAUUUUGAAGAGAAGGGAGCAGUUUAUGGAUUGAGAGGAUGCAGUGACCAGGUGUUCAGGGUGGGGUUAGAGCUAGAUGGGUCCAAGCUGAUCAUCAGUGGCCUUAACUACAAGCACAGUUCAGUUUUACAGUUAAUAAAGACAUCAGAGAGGACUGUUCCAAAGACUGGACUGGAUUUCACCUUCUUGCAUAUGUGGCAGACACAGUUUCUCUUCUUUUGUUGACUGAAGGUUUAAACCCUGCACAUCCAAAAAUAAAAGGGGUUGUUUCAACCCUCAUCAAUUGAUGUUUACUUUAA